Molecule: messenger RNA, 4718 nt
Organism: Mauremys reevesii (Reeves's turtle)
Lineage: Eukaryota; Metazoa; Chordata; Testudines; Geoemydidae
Gene: MTO1
Product: mitochondrial tRNA translation optimization 1
Exons: 12
Coding region: 217-2295 (692 amino acids)
Biological process (GO): tRNA wobble uridine modification; tRNA methylation
Cellular component (GO): cytosol
Molecular function (GO): flavin adenine dinucleotide binding
Source: RefSeq, a predicted model, not a curated record
CUCAGUCCUCCAGUGCGGGCGGGGCGCGCUUGCUGCGCCUGGGCCGCCGCGAUGGUGCCGACUUCCUGCUCCGCCCUCGCGUUGUCGGCGACCUUCCAGGGGCGGGGUCAGGAGGGCGCAGACAUGGCGGCGCCCAGAGGGAGCGUGGAAUGCCGGGUCCGCGGCUCGUUCUUCCGCUGACCCCGCGGCUGAUCCCGCGGUCUCGGAGCCGCCCCCAUGUUCCUGCUCCGCCGCCGCCGCGCGCUGCCGCCCGCCCCGCUGCCCUGUCGCCGGCGCGCGGGGAGCGACGGCACCGCGCCUCGCUGGGACGUGCUCGUUAUCGGCGGGGGCCACGCCGGGACGGAGGCGGCGGCAGCGGCGGCUCGGAGCGGGGCCCGGACGCUGCUCGUCACGCACAAGGCCGACACCAUCGGGCAAAUGUCAUGUAACCCUUCCUUUGGUGGCAUUGGAAAGGGGCAUCUCAUGAGAGAGGUAGAUGCCCUGGACGGGCUGUGUGCUCGGAUCUGUGAUCAGUCUGGAGUUCAUUACAAGGUGCUAAACCGGUGUAAGGGUCCUGCUGUGUGGGGUCUCCGAGCCCAGAUUGAUAGGAAGCUCUAUAAAGAAAACAUGCAGAAAGAAAUCCUUAACACUCCACUGCUGACUGUUCAUGAGGCAUCUGUGGAGGAUCUUCUCCUGAUGGAACCAGAGCCAGACCGUCCUGGGAAAUGCCAAGUCAGUGGGGUCAUUCUAGGGGAUGGAAGCAAAGUCCACGCUGGGAGUGUUGUCCUGACUACAGGCACGUUUCUGAGGGGGAUGGUCUUCAUCGGCUUAAAGAUGCAUCCCGCUGGGCGAUUAGGGGAUCAGCCUUCCAUUGGGCUGGCUCAGACCUUGGAGAAACUGGGAUUUGCUGUGGGAAGGCUGAAGACUGGGACCCCCCCUCGACUGGCCAAAGACUCUAUUGACUUCAGCAUUCUGGAGAGACACAUGGCUGACAACCCUCCUGUGCCAUUCAGCUUCCUCAGUGAGGCUGUGUGGAUCAAGCCAGAAGAUCAGCUCUCAUGCUACCGGACUCUCACCAAUGCCAAAGUGGACCAAAUCAUCCACGAUAACCUUCACCUGAACAGCCAUGUACGGGAGACAACAAGAGGGCCCCGAUACUGUCCCUCGCUUGAAUCCAAAGUUCUGCGCUUUCCAAACCGCAUUCAUCAGCUGUGGCUGGAGCCUGAGGGUCUGGAUUCCAACAUCAUCUACCCCCAAGGGAUGUCAAUGACUCUGCCGCCGGAGCUCCAGGAGCAGGUCAUUGCGUGCAUCCGUGGCUUGGAGAAAGCCAAGAUGGUGCAGCCAGGCUAUGGGGUUCAGUAUGACUUUCUGGACCCCCGUCAGCUCAGUGCUUCCCUUGAGUCCCGUCUUGUUCAGCGACUCUUCUUUGCAGGACAGAUAAAUGGCACCACAGGCUAUGAAGAAGCUGCAGCCCAGGGAGUGAUUGCUGGGAUCAACGCUGGCCUGCGUGUCAGUGGCAAGCCCCCUUUCAUCAUUAGCCGCACAGAGGGCUACAUCGGAGUCUUGAUUGAUGACCUCACCACCCUGGGCACCAACGAACCAUACCGCAUGUUCACCAGCCGAGUGGAAUUCCGCAUGUCUCUACGGCCCGACAAUGCAGACAGCAGGCUCACCCUCCGAGGUUUUGAGGAAGCUGGCUGUGUGUCCCAACAGCGAUAUGCACAGACAUCUCGGCUGAAGGCUGCAUUAGAGGAGGCAAUAGCAGUGCUAAAAUCUCUUCAGUUCACCGCCACCAAAUGGUCCAGGCUGGUUCCAGAGGCUCCCAUAAGCACCAGUCGAAGCUCACUUACCAGUGCCCUUGACAUCCUUCAAUAUCCAGAGGUCACUAUGGAGCUUUUGGCAAGAGCUAUCCCAGAGCCCCUGAGAAAGUUUGCUGAAUGGAGAGAACUGGCAGAGAGGCUGAAAAUAGAAGCUGUUUAUGAGUGGCAUGUAGCCAGCCAGCAGCAGGAAAUAGAGGAAGUACGUCGAGAUGAAGCUCUCCAGCUGCCAGAGGACCUAGAUUACUUUGCCAUUGAUGCAUCGUUGUCCAAGGAAGUGCGAGAGAAACUAGACUCCAACCGCCCCCAGACGAUCGGAGCAGUCAGCCGCAUUCCUGGAAUUACACCAGCCGCCAUCGUUAACCUGCUGAGAUUUGUGAAGACCAAUCAGCAAAGGACAGAGCACAUAAAGCACUCUAGGAUUGGCAGAGCCUCACCAGAGGGAAAUACAUUUGGGAAGAGUACAUUUCAGAACUCAAGCUUGAGCUGUGCUUCAUGAGGAGGAACCAGAAAAUAGCUUUGUUAGAAUGCCUUCGCAAGGAGGGUACAAGACAUUAGACAGUACACAGAUGGGUAUGCUACACCUAAAGCCAAAAACCAUUGUACCUGUCUUCUGUGGCUUAUGUCAUCAGUUUAAUCUGCAGUCAGCAUACCCAGGAGCUUUUGUAGAGUGACCAGGAGUCUAAGUAGCUCAUCAGUGUCUCUUGCUCCUCUUAAGUUAAAAUAAAAUUAUGAUGGGGAUGUCAGUCAACCAAGCACCUAUUAAAAAGCAUUGCUGAAAAAACAUCCCUUCUGUCAAAGGUGUUGACUAAGGAGGAACGUAUCGCCCUGUUGAGCAACAUGAGAUGCUAGUGAGAACUAGAAAACCAAGAUCCCAGUAACUCUCUGCUUAUUGUCUUCAGUAGGACUUGGAUUUGUCCCCAUCUCUGCAGUGGCUUGUGCUGCCUUUGCUUUUAUGUGAUUUCAGCCAGCUGGAAACAUUCCUGGUUGUGGAAAGAAUUUAUAAAUACUUGCCUUAUAGUAUCUCUUUAAUGGGCUGAACUUUGGAAGGUAACUCAGUUGGGAGGGCUGGCUUCCAAUCUGAUCAGGAAGAAAUGUUAACUUUCAAUGUAGAUGAACCUUUAGGAUUGUUUUGUUUGUUUAUUUAUUUUCCAGAAGCCGUUAACUUAGGCCCAGCAUAUAGAGUGAGAAAUGGUGACCCCAGAACACGGUAGGAUGGGAAGAUUGUAUGUUUGGUUGUACUCGAUUAAUUGUUAUUACUCAGAAAAGUGAUCCCACAGAAUGGCACCUUCACUCAACAAACUUGCUCGUUUUAGUGACAAAAAUAAGCGCUCUGCUCCUGUUAGCCCUGCAGAGUCAACAGAGCUAAGGCUGUGGGACCUGGAGUCUGUUUCUUCCUAUGCACCAUCGAUGGAGUUGUGUAUUAGUUUCCUGUCAGUUACACCUGUACAGCCCAGCGAGACAAUGAGUUUGUAUGGGCAUCGCUGAAGGACUGAUUUGGCAUUAAUACUGGCGGGCAGGCAUGAGAAAGAAAGAACCCAGCUUUACUCUGCCUCUAGGUUGAGUUUGCAGGGCUGGCAUUUAGGAGAAAAAACAUCUUUUUACUUUGUAAAUAUGAGACACAUGCACAAUCAUCAAUGCCAUUUUUGCAGGCAUCUUUCAGAGCAGAACUACGUGGAACAGCUUUGGAGUGACUGCUCUUUUAUCUGUGCUUGGCUUUGUGGGAAACUGAGUGGAGUUGCCAGUCCUCUGUCUUAAGCCUGAAUUCACUGAUGUCAAAACAAUAGCACAAAUGUGUCUUUUUGCCUGUUUGAAAACAUAGAGGUAGAUCACUUAUUUAUUGCAAAAACUAAAUGCUGGGAAUGGGGAAUAUAUUUAUAAUGUUGUUUGGGGGGAUUGCAGUUAGUUUUAGAAUGCUGCAACACACACUUCUAAUGGAUAAACGUAGCUUAAAAUACUCAUUAUCCAUGGAACAUAAUACAGAAUUAAUAGUGCUACAGAGAUGCAUGUGAGAGAAACUGAAUGCCAACAAUGAUUUCCUGUAUGCCAGUCCACUUAGUGGUUUUACCAUAUAAGUCUUGGAAGGACAUAACUGUUCUUUGUUAGCGAAUAUUUAGCACUUGAAGAAACUAACUGUGUAGGGUGUUUCUGGCUAUAGACCUUUCUCUUUUCCCCUUCCCUCCAUGUUAAAAAGAUUGUGCCUUUUAAGCAAAAAAAAUUGCUUAAGUUUCAGGAAGUAUCUUAGGGAUUACCAGUCCUUGGAAUUAACCAGGAUGUCUAAGCCUGUGGGUAGGAGAAGUCUGAAAUGGCAUUUCCUUUCAAGUAUGAAAGCAGUGAGUGAACAGGCUUGCCUAAGUAUCCCUGGUAUCCAGUGCUCUGUCAGCUCUUCAGAGGAGACUCACCCCUCUCAGUUGCCACAAGAGAUGGGAAAAGGUAAGCUGCACAAUCCUAGGUAAUAUGAAGAAACUCCUAGGUCUCUUCUAAACUCCAGCCAUCGAGCAGUGGGAUAGUCUGCAUCACACAUAUUUUACUCUGAUAUUAACAACUCAAAAUAGGAGCAUGUAAUAAAGUACAUCAUAGCUGUACUUCACUUAAAAGCUGAGAUUGACAUUUCCUUCAAACUUAUUGUAGCUUUUAAAAAGAUUAAAUGUGAGCAAAUGCCAACAAACAUAUGAAAAAGCAAAUAUUGCAGCUUUGUCUGGCCCAGGGGCUUGUACGAGGUUUAUAAGGGUCCAGAACCCGCUACAGAUUGAGAUUGUGUGUAUUACUUAAUCUGUAAACUGUUCAGGGUAGGACUGUCUCUCACUAUCUGUAUGUACAGUGCCUAGCCCAAUGGGGUUCCCAUCUCUGCUGGCAUAUCUAGGUGCUAUAAUAAUACAAAGUAAUAAUGUGUAAUAAUAAAUAAACUUUUAGUCUAUAUUA